Thunnus maccoyii (southern bluefin tuna) is the source of this 6200-nucleotide messenger RNA. RefSeq names its product supervillin d (gene svild). NCBI's taxonomy places the organism in Eukaryota, Metazoa, Chordata, Actinopteri, Scombriformes, Scombridae. Gene Ontology annotation, biological process: actin polymerization or depolymerization; cytoskeleton organization; barbed-end actin filament capping. Bases 441 to 4823 code for a protein of 1460 amino acids. The record is from RefSeq and is a predicted model, not a curated record. Gene Ontology annotation, cellular component: cytoplasm; actin cytoskeleton. Gene Ontology annotation, molecular function: phosphatidylinositol-4,5-bisphosphate binding; actin filament binding. The transcript is spliced from 31 exons.
UUAUUUUCUUUUUUUCUCCUCCUCUCAUUGUCGGCGAGGACUAGCUGUCGCCGGCUGAACGUUAGCUAACAUUAACUGCCGACUUCCAACGACUCAACUGCCUAAGCUGUCUCACAAGCGUCUCUAGAUAAAACUUCAGUGGAUGUUGUGUCUGCUGACGCAUAAGCUGACCUCCAUUGCAGUCCCUGUGUGACAUAUCAAGUGACUGCACGUCCAAACCAGCUGGCUUUAUCCUUUCACCCCCCUGUCUUACUUUGGACUUACAAAUUGUUCAACAGAGACUACUAGAGUGGCACUGGGAUGAUGUUUAUGGAGUGAGACAUUGCUGACAAGGGAGAUCUACAAGAAAGCUGAUCUACAUAACUGGGUUAGGACAACUGAAGAAGCAACUUGGCAUCUUCUCACUUGCAUUUAAACCCUAAAGUGCAUUAAACUACAAAAUGGAUGGAAUAGACACCUUACAGAGCUCAGCCCCAGAGACCAAAGCUGAGCGAAUUGCCCGCUACAAAGCAGAAAGGAGGAGGGAACUGGCUGAGCGCUAUGGCAACACGGAAGAAUUCUCCUCCAAAUAUGUCCGCAGGGACAAGAAAAUCAGCGAUUCAACUGAAACAGUGUCUUCAUCAACCAAGGAGAAGGAAAAACAUGAGGAUAAUGGAUCAAAUCAAACGUAUACCAGGAGGGGCCUCAGGAAUAAAGUUACAGAACCUGAGGAGCACACUGAAGAUGAGCCUGCCCAGGAAAAAGAGGCUACCACUCACCUUAAAACAGACACAAUCUCAUCCUCUAAAUCAGAAGUCAGCUCUUCUAUAAAGACGUCCUCUCAUUUCAGGCUGCUGGAAACCGAUGACACAGAGGAGCCGAAGGCUGAGGAGAAGCCUGUGGACUCAGCCAAGACGAGUGUUACUUCCAAAAUGUCUCUUUUGAAGGAUGUGGAGGAGAUGGAGGAUGGAAGCGGCGAUCGACCUGCCAACGACAGACGAAACCGUCAGCUAAUCAGCAGCGACGAAGAGGAAGCCUCUACUAGCCUUCCUAAAACUUGUAUAAGCAAGGAAAUGGAAGAGAAAGAGGCCACAGAUGAACCUUCAUGGAAGGAGCAGCAUGAAUGUGAUACCACAGUGGAAGAAAAAAAGCCUGCCUCGCUGCAGCGCCAAGACUCAGAGCCUCGAGGCAUCAAGGGAAUCCUAAAGAAAAGCCGCUCCACCAGUGUGGAAUCAGACCACAGUGAGGGCUCGACGCCUGAGAGCGCGCCAGCCCGACAAAGCAGCGUCACCCUCAGCCACGCUGAGAGUGAGGAGGAGAUGGAUGAAGAGGAGCAGGAGGAGUUUGGGGAAGAGUUCAGCGGGGAGAAUGACAGAGAGGAUGAGUCAUUAACUGAUGAUAUCACAGACGGGGGGAGCUUCAUCAUUGACAGACAACAGAGGGAGGGAAGCAGCAGUGGGGGGAGUUUUGAGGAGAUGCGGAGUCCCUCGCCUGAUGAGAGCCUGGAGAAGACCUCUACAGUAUCUGAGGACGUUGAGGAGCUGGAAAGCAGUUUGAAUGGAAGCCUGAGUUCCUCUCUCAAACAGAGUGGGGAAGGUGAGAAGAAGGAUGGAGUGAAAAAGACCAAAGUGCCUGAGCUGACACAGACACCGCUGGCUGAUCGCUUCAGCCAGCUCCAAGAUGCUGAAAACGCCUGGAGGAAAAAGAAAUCCAGUGUGGAUGUUGAGCCCAAGAUGUCGCUGGCAGAUAGGAUGAAGAUCCUCAAGGAGAAGGAGGAGCAGUGGAAGAACAAAGGCAAAGGAGCUGCCAACGACUCCAUCCAGUUCACGGUCGCUGGACGCAUGGCCAAGAGGGGUCUUGUGACAGACACAGGAAAGGAAGAGUCACCUCUUAUCUCUCUCAAGAAGUCAAAUGCCACACCUGUGAAGCCGCAUGAAGAAAUCUCCAGUAGAACUGAUGUCAAGGUGGAAGGAGACAAACGGCUUGACAAGCUUGAAUCCUUCCUAGACAAGCUUCACAAUAAAGGUGUGAGCACAAGCAAAACAUCCACCAUCGAGGUGACUGCAGAGACAGAGAAAGAAGUAAUGACCCUGGAUGAUGAUGAGACAUUUGGCAGCUUCUACAAAUCUGCCUCACCCAUGACACCGCUGGACUCCAGUGUGGUUGUGACUGAGGAGGACCUCAGCCAGAUCCAGGCCAAUACGCCAAAGCUCACCUCAUCUGUAGCAGAGCACAAGCGUGCAGUGCGACCAGCCAGGAGGAAUCAGGGCUCCAGGAACCCUCUGCGGGCUCUGGCUGCCCGCAACGAUAUCCGCCAGGUCUACACUGAACAGAGGCUUAACGUAGCCACAGUAGAGACCAAGAGGAUCCAAGUGGAGAGGAUGGCAAAACACUCCAAACACAACCUGGCCGAUGUGGCCUUGGCAGGCCUCGCCAGCAAGGAGAACUUCCGCAAGGUCAACCUGCGCAGUGUGAAGUCCACCGAUGUUGUGACCAACAACAGUGCAGUGCCUUUCCACAAACUCAUGCUUAUUCGCAUCAAAGGUCGGAGGCACAUCCAGGUGCGCUUGAUGGAGCCCACAGCCCAAUCCCUAAACAGCGGCGACUGCUUCCUUCUCAUAACGCCAAAGCACUGCUUCAUGUGGAGUGGCGAGUUUGCCAACGUCAUCGAGAAAGCUAAGGCAUCAGAGAUGGCAUCGUUCGUUCAGGCCAAGAGGGACCUUGGCUGUAAGGCCCCUCAAGUGACGGUGCUGGAGGAGGGCAUCAACACUGAGAGCAGAUGGGCCAAAGAGUUCUGGAGUCUUCUGGGAGGAAAGACCCAGUAUAGAGGGGCAGGGGAGCCAGAGGAGGAUGAGCUGUAUGAGAGUGGAGUGGUAGACUCUAAUGGAAUCUACAGACUCGAGGGAGAAAAACUGGUGCCACAUGAAGACGCCUGGGCAUCCAUUCCGAGUGUCUCCUUGCUGAACUCUAAAGAGGUUUUAGUGUUUGACUUUGGCAGUGAAGUGUACGUAUGGCAUGGGAAAGAUGUGCCCUUGGGCGACAGAAAAGUAGCCGUCAAAUUGGGCAAACAGCUCUACAGUGGCAGCUAUGACUACACAAACUGCAGAGUCAACCCUUUAGAUGCCUCCUGCACAAACAAGGAUGUGCCUCAGCAAGGGGAGGGCCGUCCAAGCUGGGCUUUGUUUGGCCGGCUGUCAGAGCACAAUGAGACAUCCCUGUUCAGAGAGAAGUUCCUGGACUGGGCCGAGAGGAAAAAGGAGGAACAAGCCCUAGCCGAGGAAAUCAAGAGCCCAGUCAACUCCAGUGUACGCUCCCCAUUUGAGUUGGAACUGCAACCAUGCGACGCCAAAGCCCUGCUGGACAACGAGCCAGAGCCAGUGAAGUCUGUUCUGGAGGGGGUGGACGUUGAGCGGGGCCAUGGCCUGGUGCGGACAGAGGACAGAAGGCAGGCAGAGUUGGCCACAGUAGCUGUAGACGCCUGGCACAUCAAAGAGCACGGUGAGGAGGAACUGCCUAAAGAGAGCCUGGGCCAAUUACACGAGGGUGACGCCUACAUCAUCCGCUGGAAGUACUCCAUCACCACACUCGUGGGGAAGCGACAGAAACCUGGGGAGUUGAGUGCCGGCGCUCCCGGAAGGGAGAGAACUGCUUGUUUUUUCUGGCAGGGCCAUCACUCUAGCAUCAGUGAGAAAGGAACCUCGGCUUUAAUGACAGUGGAGCUGGGCAGCUUCAGGGGCUCACAGGUGUUGGUGAGUCAGGGGAAAGAGCCUCCCUGCUUCCUCCAGCUCUUCCAGGGAGGUUUGAUCAUUCACAAGGGCAGCCGGGAAGACAAUGUCAACAACAAAGAGGGCUGGAGGUUGUUCUGCGUACGUGGUGAAGCAGAGGUGGAGGCCUUGCUGGUGGAGGUGGACUGUCAGCGUGCGAGCCUGCGCUCUCGUGCCAGCCUGGUGCUGCUUAAUGCUCAGACAGGCUGUCUCUACUUGUGGCAUGGCUGUAAAGCACAUGUCAGUGCCAGACAGGUAGCCAAAAGGGCUGUGGACAAACUAACCCAGAGGUGUCCCUCGGAGUUAGGUCUGAGCAUCACCAGCAAUGUGAAAGUUGAGGAAAUUGAUGAAGGAGCUGAACCUGCAGAGUUCUCGGAGGCUCUGGGCCUGAAGGACAAGAAGGCCUACGACUGUAUGCUGCAAGAUCCAGGGAAGUACAACUACACACCCCGGCUGUUCCGGCUGAGUGCCAGCUCCGGCGUGUUUGAAGGGGAGGAGCAGCUGUAUCCCGCCAGGGUGAUAGAGGGAGUCAUGGCGAUGCCCUUCCUCCAGGAGAACCUGUACUCCGCACCACAGCCAGCCCUGUUUAUGCUGGAUAACCGUAUGGAGGUGUACCUGUGGCAGGGCUGGCAGCCUGAAGACACGCAGUGUACCGGCUCGGCAAAGAUGCGCUGGGACAGCGAGAGGAAGUGUGCCAUGGAGACUGUGCUGCAGUACUGCAAAGAAAAGAACCCUCGGCGCCCCCCUCAGGCCUAUCUGGUCCUAGCAGGCUGUGAGCCGCUCACCUUUACCAACAUCUUCCCAUACUGGAAGAAAGACCCCAGUGUCACUUCAAAGGCUGAGAGCUCCAAGAACAAAGUGAUCUUAGUGAAGGAGGCGCUGUCUAAGCUCAGUAAGCUGCAGUACUCCAUCGAAGAGCUCACCACUGUGCCGCUGCCAGAGGGAGUGGACCCUCUACGGCUGGAGGAUUACCUCUCUGACGAGGACUUCAAGAAACUUUUCGAGAUGAGUCGGGUGGAGUUCAAAGCCCUGCCAAACUGGAAGCAAAAGAAUCGGAAGAAAAGCAAGGGCCUGUUUUAAAACACAGCUUUUUGUGUGCAAAUCUGCCUGUUUUUUAUCUUCUCAGCAGCUUUUCAUAAUUUUGUAUUCCAGGAAAAAAAAAAAAUAAUGUCCUCAUUUUGUAAAGGAUUAAAAACAAAUGUACAAUUCUGUUCAAAUGUUGAUCUAUUUUUAAUAACAAUGCCAUUUUUAAAGUUUCCCUGUGUCAUUGAAUUAUUUUAGCCAACUAUUAUGUGCAAUCUUUUGAUGGCGAGACGUUUUCCUUAUAUGGUAAAAAAUAGUUACCCUCACAUUAUAAAUAUGUAAUAUACUAUAAAUGAAUGUUUUUUUUAUGUUUACUCCAAACAUUGUCAAUUUUUGUGUGAGAAUGUGUUGUAUAAAAACUGCGUGUGGUUUAAAACUGAGGGAGUUAUUCAUCGAUUUUUACAUUUCAUGCAAAAGCCAGCUCUGUGUAAUGAGAUUCAGUUGUUCAGCAAAGAUGUCUUCACUUUGAGGUUGACAAAGAAAAGAUGAAAAGCAAAACAAAUCAAAGUUUAGAGAACAAUCCCUAUAAUUUGCAGUUGUUUGAUGGUGUCAGACCAAGAUUGUGUGCUAGACGUCUUCCGCUGUUAUAAUUGCUGCAGCAAACAUAUUCAGUUUUCAUCUUUUUAUUGUAACAGAACAUGUGGUGCAUGUGGCAAGUAAACUCCAAAACUCCCAAAGAUUUCCUUAUUAAUAAUAUCCUGAUUGAUUAUUUUUGUCAUCCAGUCGUGACCUUCUGAAGAACAGAAAUUGGUCAAAAUUGAAACAUGAACCAUUUACUUUGCAAUCAUUACAUGGAUGAGACAUUGAAACUGACGCCUCAUGUUUUAUCAGUUACAAGUUUGGUACCGAAUACUUCCUGGAUUUCAUGAAUAACUGUCACUGAUGGCAACCCUCUGAUCAUCUGGUUGUUUGGGACCAAAUCUAAUCUUUUUGUCUUGUCAUAAAUGUUUUUGUGAAUGUGUAAAUGUGCAACUUUAAAAGUAUUAUGUGUGUGUGGGUGUGGAAGAGAGAAACUGUGCAGUAUAAACAGCUUUUUUAAAACUGUUGACACCACAAAUGUAUACUGCAAAAUCUGUGCUUUUUUUUUUCAGGGGAAAGUGGUAUGUUGAAAUAUACUGUUAAUAAUCGCCUGUGCUGUCUGAAUUGGUGAAAUCUCUGCAUGAUGUUCACAAACAUUUUUUUGCUUAACAAUCAAUUUAUGAAUUUGUUGCAAUAUGAAUCUUUUUGUGAUAUGUCAGAUAUGCAUCAUACAAUAUGUGCAGACAGACAGAUACCAGGCCAGCAUUUAUUUCUUGGCACAUAAAAAUAAACAUUGGUGGUAGGGAAUGAGAUACAGCUCAGUAUUCCCAUUUAAAUAAAAUAUUUUUUAAAAUA